UUCCAUUGACUUCCAUUAAAAGUAAAAUAGGUUUUUUCCUUCUCCUGUAAAGUUACCAUUUUGGAGAUACAAGGUUUUCUUCCGACAACAGCGAUAUGUAUAUGUACCAUGUAAAUGAGAAUAGUUUCAUGCCUUUUUCCCCUUAUUUCAUACAAACCCUCAUAAAAAGUAUAACUAAACAGACUUAGACAAGAUUUCUAUACGAAUUGUAUAUAGAUUUAUAUUGAUGAACUAUUUUUUCCUAUAUUUAUAUACACUUACCUUGUACUUGCACUCUGUCCCUUUUAUCAGGUCCAAUUAGCAACAUUGUAGUUCUACAAUUACAGAUUGCAGUCCAUCACUUUCUCUGAAUAUUAUUUAUUAGCCCUCCUGGCCCUGUCCUUCACUGGUUAGGACCACCACUGAGGAAGCAUUAUUUGGGUGGUGGAUCAUUCUCAGUACAGCAAUGAUGCUGGCAUGACAUAUUAGUGCCUGUUGUGCUGGUACAAGUAGAUCAGACACUGGUGUUACUAGGGCUUUUAAACAUUAUGUACACUUACUGCCCACUGUAUUAGACAUACCUACCUUGUUUGUCCACCUUUUAGAGGGUGGUGACUCGUGAUCCUGUGGGGGUCCUGACGAUUGAAGGAAGGGGGGUUGCAGAUGUGAAGCUAAAAAGUGCACCUAUAUAGUAAGUGGAGCUAAAAAGGGGCGUGGGGUUUCUAUAAUUAUGGAUUUUGUAAGGGAAGAGAAGGAAGAGACUAGAGCAGUUUAAAGACUCUGCAAAAAGGCUAAUUUCUUGAUUAGUCAUUGAAGAGUUUCAUCCCAAAAUACUGUAUACAUUUGUAACAAUUUGGAUAUAAGGAGCUUUUUAAAACAAUAACGUAUACUUCUCGAAUAUAACAUUGAUAUUUCUUCCAACAGCGAAAGUGGUCCACAACGCAUCAGUUUGAUAGUAUCUUGCACGCUUUUGGACCCCGUGUAAUUGUACGAGUUUCACUUUUCGUCUCUUUAUCACGCACAACUUCUGAAAUGAACUCCGGAACGACUUCCUGGUCCAACCCUCACACACUCGACUUCACAGGUUCUUCUCAGCUGGUAUAUUGUGUCUCUUUCAAAACGUUUCUUUUUUGUUUUGUUAAUAAAAUGAAGUAGAUAGUAUAAAAGUUUGGCUGUUACCGACCAGCACGAUGAGACCCUGAUCUUGCUGGUCUGACGCUAACAGAGGUGAGCAGAGGUAGAGAUUUCUUCAUAGGUUACAUUCUUAAAGGUUUUAUCUUCAUCUUCUCAGCCUGUUUUACCGGUCACGCCUUAAGCUUCUUGGAGUUUCUGAGGUUUCAGGAACCCCGUCAGUGUCUGGAUUUAUCCGCUGGUCGAAGAUAAGAAAGGUGAUUAAGCCUUAUGAACACAGAAUAUCAAAAUGACUGAUUCAAACAAACCUCAACGCAAGCUAUCCACAGCCGGGGACAGCUUAUACAAGACAUUAGGCUUGGAGAAGGGCGCAUCAUCUGAGGAAAUUAAAAAAGCUUACAGGAAACUAGCACUGCGAUAUCACCCAGACAAAAACCCAGACAACCCAGAAGCUGCAGAAAAGUUCAAAGAGAUCAACAAUGCCAACUCCAUUCUUAAUGAUGAGAACAAACGGCAGAUCUAUGAUGAAUAUGGUUCCAUGGGCCUUUAUGUUGCAGACCAGUUUGGAAAAGACACUGUUAAAUAUUACUUCCUCAUGUCAAAGUGUUGGUUCAAGACACUUGUCGUCUGUGGAAUGAUCUUUACAUGCUGCUGCUGCUUCUGCUGUUGCUGCUGCUGCUGUGGAAAGUGUGCACCAGAGGAGGACGAGGAAGAAUAUUUAUAUGUUGAUCCAGAGCAGCUGGAAGCUCAAAUGUUUGAGGAGCAAAACAGAGCCCAGGGCUCAGUGAUCAUAGGCAUGCCAGCCCCUAGUGCAGACACCACAGACUCAAGUGAAGGUGGCUAUGUUGCUCACAGUCUUGCUGUAAUGACUGAUGCAGCUCACCUUCUGACUGACUUUGGCAGCAUCCUGAUCAGCCUCUUCACCCUGUGGAUCUCUUCAAAACCUGCCUCUAAAAGCCUCACAUACGGGUGGCAUCGGUCAGAGGUUCUUGGUGGUCUUUUGUCAGUGCUGUCCAUAUGGGCUGUGACCACUGUGCUGGUAUUCAUGGCCAUCCAGAGGAUCAUCCAAAAUGACUACGAGAUACACAGCGGUGUCAUGCUCAUCACCUCUGGCUGCGCUGUGGUAGUAAAUAUCUUAAUGGCUCUUAUUCUCCAUCAGUCUCCAUCGUCUCACCGUCAUUGCCAUAACCAUGGCAACACCAGCGUGAGGGCCGUCUUCAUCCAUGUGUUGGGAGAUUUGCUACAGAGCCUGGGUGUUCUGCUAGCUGCCACAAUUAUCUAUUUUCAGCCUGAAUGGAAAAUAGCAGAUCCUGUUUGUACCUUUCUCUUUUCUAUAUGUGUUCUUGCAACAACAUCUACAAUUCUCAAAGACAUUUUCAAAGUACUCAUGGAGGGAACACCACAUGGAAUAGACUAUGAUGCUGUGAAAGAAGCCCUGCUAUCAGUUAGAGGAGUCAAAGCUACUCACAGUCUUCACAUUUGGGCACUGACCAUGAAUCAGCCUCAGAUAUCGGUCCAUGUGGUCAUAGAUGAGCAGACCAAUCCACAGUUUGUUCUUAUGGACAUGACAAAGCUGCUUCAGUCAGAAUUUGGCCUCCAUAAUGUCACUGUCCAAAUAGAGACAUAUUCAGACGAUGCUGCUUACUGUGACAAGUGCCAAAAACCAAUGGACUGAGAUACUGGAGCCUUGACAUACUUCUACAUUUUAAAGAGGAAUCUCCAACAUUGUGGUUAUGUGGACAGUUUUAAAUUUAACAUUGGGUCUCAAAUGUUUGAAGCACAGGGUGAGUGUGCCCAGGGUGGAUGGUGACUGUCUGGCCUUUUACAGAGCCUGAUUUUGAUUGCAGCUGUUGCCUCUGCAUUGCACACUCCGGUCAUAUCUGAAUAGGUAUAAGCUCUCCCUUAGAGCAGCCAGCUAAAGUCAACCUGUGUUAUUUACACCAUUAAAGUCACUUUCUCCUCAGCUGUUAGUUUUUUAUAAUUUUUUUUAUUAUAAAUGCAAUACACUGCUUUUUUCUUAAUGCGCUUUUCAAAAAAUGCAAAAUAGAAAUAUCUUUUACUUCAGCUGUCAUAAUGCUAAAGACUCAAAUCAUAUCACAACUGUAGAGGCUUUAUGUGAAAUACAGAACAAUGUGUUUAGACAGCCAAAAUACCAGCAUUAAAAAGGUGUACAUAUUAAAAGAUACACUGUGUAAGAUUUUGAAAUGUGUAAUUGGCAGCAAUGUGGGGAAGAACAUUUUGUAAUGUCAGUUACGCUUUGGCCUCCUCCACAAGCAGAUGAGCCUGAUCACUGCAAGCACAUUCAGAGCAUACAAAGAGAACUCCGUCAAAACCUGGUAAAGGAUGCAUCUUUCAAGGAUGCAAAUGAAUCAUCUACUAUUUUCAUCUUAUCUUCCUCAGUGUAAGGUUGAUUUUGCAUGUGGGACCUAAACAUUGAGCCAGAGCAUGAGCUUUAAAUAUGUAAAUACGCCUA
Messenger RNA from Pygocentrus nattereri (red-bellied piranha), 3583 nucleotides. RefSeq names its product DnaJ (Hsp40) homolog, subfamily C, member 5 gamma b (gene dnajc5gb). Gene Ontology annotation, cellular component: plasma membrane. Bases 1400 to 2785 code for a protein of 461 amino acids. NCBI's taxonomy places the organism in Eukaryota, Metazoa, Chordata, Actinopteri, Characiformes, Serrasalmidae. The record is from RefSeq and is a predicted model, not a curated record. Gene Ontology annotation, biological process: zinc ion transmembrane transport; response to zinc ion. Gene Ontology annotation, molecular function: zinc ion transmembrane transporter activity. The transcript is spliced from 12 exons.